Messenger RNA from Notechis scutatus (mainland tiger snake), 2527 nucleotides. NCBI's taxonomy places the organism in Eukaryota, Metazoa, Chordata, Lepidosauria, Squamata, Elapidae. The record is from RefSeq and is a predicted model, not a curated record.
CUAACCAUGGUUUCCCUCUUCCAGGACCCCAACUGGUACAAAGCCAAAAACAAGGUGGGACGCGAAGGGAUUAUCCCAGCCAACUAUGUUCAGAAGCGCGAAGGGGUGAAAACUGGUAUCAAGCUCAGCCUCAUGCCCUGGUUUCACGGGAAGAUCACGCGGGAGCAAGCGGAGCGGCUGCUCUACCCUCCGGAGACGGGCCUGUUCCUUGUGCGCGAGAGCACCAACUACCCGGGCGACUACACCCUCUGCGUCAGCUGUGAAGGCAAGGUGGAGCAUUACCGCAUCAUCUACUCCUCCAGCAAGCUGAGCAUCGACGAAGAGGUCUACUUCGAAAACCUCAUGCAACUCGUGGAGCACUACACCUCGGACGCGGAUGGGCUCUGCACUCGCCUCAUGAAGCCGAAGGUCAUGGAGGGCACCGUGGCAGCGCAAGACGAAUUCUCGCGGAGCGGAUGGUCCCUCAAUAUGAAAGACUUGAAGCUGCUACAGACUAUUGGGAAGGGAGAGUUUGGAGAUGUGAUGCUGGGUGAUUACCACGGAAACAAGGUGGCCGUGAAAUGCAUCAAAAAUGACGCCACCGCACAAGCCUUCUUAGCCGAAGCUUCAGUGAUGACGCAGCUUCGGCAUAGCAAUUUGGUCCAGAUGUUGGGGGUGAUCGUGGAGGAGAAAGGGGGCCUCUACAUUGUCACAGAAUUUAUGGCAAAGGGAAGUUUAGUCGACUAUCUUCGUUCCCGUGGAAGAUCUGUGUUGGGGGGCGAGUGUUUGCUGAAGUUUUCUUUAGACGUCUGCGAAGCCAUGGCGUACUUGGAAGCCAACAACUUUGUUCACCGGGACUUGGCGGCGAGGAAUGUGUUGGUCUCGGAGGACAAUAUUGCUAAAGUCAGUGACUUUGGGUUGACCAAGGAAGCUUCGUCCACCCAAGACACCGGCAAGCUCCCGGUGAAAUGGACAGCACCAGAAGCACUUAGAGAAAAGAAAUUUUCAACCAAAUCAGACGUAUGGAGCUUCGGAAUUCUUCUCUGGGAAAUCUAUUCCUUUGGGCGAGUGCCUUAUCCGAGAAUUCCUCUGAAGGACGUGGUCCCUCGUGUGGAAAAGGGGUACAAGAUGGAAUCUCCGGAUGGCUGCCCCCAGAUUGUCUACGAGGUGAUGAAAAAAUGCUGGACUUUGGAUGCCGCCCACCGGCCGUCCUUCCACCAAUUACGGGAACAGCUAGAGCAUAUCAAAGCCAGCGAGCUCUACCUGUGAAGCCGACCGGAAGGGCAGGGCUUCUUUCGGACACGCCCUCCCCCGCCCUCUCCCCUGGGCACAGACCUCAGGGGCGAGGCCAGGCGAAGAAACCCCCCCUUUCCCCCCUUCCGCCCCCCCCCGGCGAGCCGGGUGGUUGGGUUUUUGUUUUCCAGGAAUCCAAAUUUCUACACUGUCUUUAAAGAGAAACCUAAGGACCUUGGACCGCUCCCCGGGGGCCCGAUGGGUAGGUGGGGAGCCUAUCCCCCCCCCCAUCCUCGCCCAAGGGAGCCUCUCUCAGCUGGACCCACCUGAAGAUGGACACGUGGGAACCAACCCAGAGGUGUUCACUUCUCCUUCCUGCCCUUUAAAAACAAACAAACGAAAAUCUGUCUCGUCGCCAGGGUCCAUCGUAUUCAUAUUUUAAGUUGCAUGUUCUUUUCCAGCGUUGUUGAGUCCCUCUUUUCUUCUUCGUGGACUCCCCUCCUUUCAUUCAUCCCCACCUCCUUCUUCCCACCUACCUUUUUUCAGCCUCCUUCUGGAACCAAACAUGUACAGGUUCUUGUUUCGUAGGGAAAUUUAAGAAGGGCGGACCAUGCCAAAAAAAAAAAAAAAAAAGAAUGGGGGGGAAAAUGGUAGGACAGCUAUUAAAAGGUGCCGAUUUUCUUGGCGGGGGGAAGAAAGAGACUUUCUUUAACUUUCUCCAAAAAGACUCCCGAGCGCUGGAAUUCACAGUCUAGUAUCCUCUUCUUUCUGAAUAGGCCUUUUUUUUUUUUUUUAAAGAGAGAAUUGGUUUUUGUUCCUUUUUAAAAAAAAUAAUAAUACUCAGUUUUGUUUUUUUAAGGAGAAAAAAAACUAUUAAGGUUUAAUCGUGAGGUUGAUUAAUAGGUUUCGAACUGCACCAGAAAUCCGCUGUUUGGCUGGGUUUUUUUUUUUUUUACUCAAGUUACAGAUCUUAUUUUUUUAAUGUCAUGAAUAAAAUGGGAUUUGGUUUUGUGUUUUUUUUAAAAAAAGAAGAAGAAACACCUGCGUGCCCAGGGAAACCCUGCCUUACCUGAAUCAGGUCUUGACCAAACCAAGGCGGUGUUUCUUCUCACACACAAAAAAAAAACCACCGCAGAGCCACCCAGGAAAGGGGUUUGGAUGGGGUUUUUGUUCUGUUUUUGUUUCUUUUAGUUCUUGCUUCAAACAGUGUUUGCAUGCUGCCUCCAGAAUCCCUUCCCAGUUGUGUCUUUAUGCUCAUAUUAUGCUGCCAACUGUGAGAUUAAGCUGCAUUAAAAGAAAAGGAAAAAAAAACCCC